GCAACUUUUGACCUAAGUUUUUCACGUUUAUUUUUAUUUUUUUUUAUUUUUUUAUUUUUUUACUUAAUAUCUGACGGUGUCUGUGCAUGUAAGCAGAAUUUACAGUAGAUUUUAGAAACACUUGAAAUGUGGGAGGUGGGGUCUCCGUGGAUGCCCGGAGUCUGAACCUCCUUUCCAUCACAUCAAAUAGAGUAACUUGCUCCCCAGGCCGGCUUGUUCUUUGGGAGGCGCGCACCAGGAGCGCAGCGGCGCGUCUCGUAACGCGUGCCCAAUUUGCGCCUCAGCAGAAGCUACUUAUUAGGAGCGUCAGAGGCAAAACGGGAGGGACAACGUGAUAUGAUAAUUUAAUGGAAAUACUCUUUGCUGUGCUGUUGGAGCUUUGCGCUGCGCCUGUUCUGUUGGAGCUGCCGCUCUCCUGCGGAGAGCAGAGCGGAGUCUUUGAGAAUAGGGGUGACGGAGAGGCGAUCGGGACGGAGAUAGAGGAUGAUUUGCAAGAAAGUUAACAAUCGUAUGCGUGCCAGCUUUCCAGAAGGUGACUUCUGCUGCGUUUGAUUUCGCGCUUCGAAGAGGAUGCAGGAUGCAGAAAAAAAAAAAAAAAAACAGUUCCGCUCCACCAAAAAAGAACUGAAAUUCAUUUCGGAGGUUUGUUUGUUUUUUGUUUUUUUUGAAACCGCAUUGCUUUCAAAUCUGUUCCUGUGUGUGGACGCGCUUAAAGGCUGAAUUGAAAGGUGGAUGUGAGCCGAGGGACAGUUUAUGUUAUCUGUUAUCGGUGAGCUGCAACAUAAUGGUGAUCUUUUGACUUGAUGCGUUCCUGGCAAUUUCCCAAAAAUAUCCUGCGGCAACAACGACACGUGAGCAAAAAUCAGCAACUAUGGGAUGUAAGUCUCACUUACAUCUCUGCUGUGAAGGGAAACCUUAUAACCCUCAAAGAGACACUUGCUGUAAAACCGAUGGAAACAGCACAGGUAAUCUGACAGUAGGACUGAGUGAAAGGAUGUCUCAAUGCUGUGGAGAGAUGGCGUACAACCCACUUAAUGAAAUAUGCUGUGGGCUAAAAGUGACACCCAAACCUUCACAUGAUGCCAAAUGCUGUGGAGAGGAGGCGUACAACCCACUUCAUGAUUUAUGCUGUAAAAAAGAAGUGAAACCCAAAUCUUCACAUGAUCCCGAAUGCUGUGGAGAAGGGCCUUAUGAUAAAAGCAAGAAAAUCUGCUGUUCUGGAAAGCUGCUGGAUAAGCUUUCUCCUGACCAUAAGUGUUGCUAUGGGAAACUGUACGACUCUUCAAUUGAGAAUUGUUGCCAGAAUAUGUGCCAGAAGAUACAGAUGAAAAUCAAUAAUUCCAAAGUCUGUGUGAAGAACUUCACAUGUGAUGACAUAGAUCCUGCUCCUGUAGAGCUUCGGAGUGCUGGCAACCAUGACAAUGAGACCAUCAAAUCAGACAAGGAGGAAUGUAAGGCCGGGAAUGAAAAAGAGGUGUACAAUAAGAAGAAUCAUUUUCAAUGCUGCGGUCUCCAUCAUUUCAACCCUACCCUCUGGUCUUGCAAGAAUGGAAAACUGAGUCCCCUCAAAAAUAUGAUGUCUAAAAAAGAAUAUUCAAGCAAGUAAUAGGAAGAUCUUUGCUUUUAAUCACCAGUUGUAAAAGCAAAGUCUUGUGUAUAUCCCAAUUAAUUUUAUCGGCUAUUCUGGAUGUCACAACUCUGAACAGCAGUGGCCUAAAAAUGAGUGAAGAAAAAAUAAAAGGCUGCUGCCGCACUUCAACAUCCCGCCGUCGUGAGAACAACCUAUUCUAUACGUUUCAGAAACUAAGCUGGUUAAACAAUAUGCACUUAUUUAAUGACUUUUUGACUGACUUACCACGAUUUCAGUUCUCCAGUCCACUUUGUUCAUGUGUUCUCAGUAGGUUGCCAGUGGCUGGUCCUACAUGCUUAUUGCUACUGUGCUCCAUCUCGUUUUUGCAGUGCUAAACCAGUGUGAUCACAACUUAGCUAAGAACCAGUCUGUCUUUCCACGUUUAAAGAACCAACUCUGCAUCAUGGCUUUAAACUUUGCUCAACACUUUUGUCUCAGGAUUGCAGUAGAGGGCGAUAGCUUAUAUGCACAAAUGACUGUUUUUGUCUCUGAUCCAUGUGAACAGCUUUACAAUGCCAGCUGGAUCUUUACGACGGUCUGUGAUUCUUCUCGUUCGGAGCUGGGAGUGGGUUGACGGUGCUGUUUUUGCAAGUCGGAAUGCAGUGGGGUUUGUUAUGUGUUUUGGUGCUAACUGCUAUCAGGAAUACAAUCACAUAACUAUAUUUAAAGACAAGAAUAUGUUUACAAAUAAGUAUUUAUAGCACUAUUGGUGCUGCUGUUUAACCAGUCACACAGUGUUAGAAGUGCUUAUGGAAAACUGAAACGGCUCUGCAAUAAGCUCCGGCUUUCCCAGUCGUAUUAGCAACUUCAGGGGUGUUUUUGUUGCUUUUUUUGGGCUGGGACUCGGGAAACGAUUGUGUAUAAACAAAAUGAACCAAUAAUAAUUCUACCUAGCGCUAAUAAAAACUCUUUGUUGGGAAUUAAAUCAUCAAUGUUAAACAGAUUCAUCUUUUAAAGAGAAUAUCUGAGCUCAGUUGUACAAAUGAAUAACUUAAGUUAUUUAAUUUUUGACCUGACUUGUCAAUAUUUAAUGAGUUUUUAUCCAAUUUGAGGCACUUUAAAAUGUAAAAUAACUAAAAAGCAACAUUUACUCCCUAUAACUUCACUGCCUUUACCUUUUGCCACGAAGAGUCGACUCUUUGAGUGGUGUAAACAGACUUGGUCAUAAGCAAGCAUUAGCACAGGAAAUUUAUUCAUGGGUUAAAAUAAAAAUAAAAAAAAACCCUGAGCAAAUACAGUCUAUACUUACAAUCUUUAGGAUUUAAAUAGCUUUUUACUCUAGCAAUAACAUUUGUUGUUGCAUUUAUACUACACAUACAACUACUUAACUACUAUACACAUUAUAGCAUGUAAGCUAGAAAGUUUCUCUGUCUUUACUACAUCAAAAUUCUGAUGCGAUUUAUUUUAAACCAAAAUUACUGCCACUAAAUAUGUAGAAAUGUAUUCUCAUCUGCACACCAUGUUUCUCUUAAAGGGGGGAAGUAUUAUGUAAAAAUCGACUUUUUUCAGCUUUACGUCACGAACCGAGCGCCGUCCUCGACAACAAAGCUCAGUCUUUAAGCUUCUGAGCCUCCGCGUGACAGAGCAGCCGCUCGUCUGAGCUCUUUCAGACUAGCCAGAAGUGAAUACUAGAGGAACUCUGCAUUUGAUUCUCCAAAAAAGGCAGGAGUGUCAGAAAGGGUUCUUAAAGAGAAAAUAUAUCUUUACAAUGUAGCUCUCUACAGUGGUAAAAGUGAAGCUCAAUCAGUGAAAAAAAGCUAUCCCACCAUUCCACUUCACAGCAUAUUUUCUGCUUGCCUUAGGGGGGAGGUCCCUUGUCCUAUCAGGGUCUACAUAGGCUGCUGGAGUUUACUUCCUGCAGAUUUUUGCCCAGGGAAAUAUUUUUUUAUGACAACAGCUAGACUGUUUAUAUAUAAGCUUAAAAGAUGUCGUAUAAUGUGGCUUUUAAUAAUAUAUAUACAUAUACACUAAUAUGCUACUUUUAUUUUUUUUUUAUAUUUACAGACUUUUCUUGUUCCAAAACAAAUACUUUUGUAUAUAAAGGAUUUUGAUUAACCCCAACUUGAUGACUGAGCUAAAACUGAACAUCUAACCAUUUCAGGGACAUGAAUGUAAACAUUGUAAUCCUGUAUUGUUAACGCGUCGGUUGUCAAAAAACAAA
Molecule: messenger RNA, 3791 nt
Organism: Poecilia latipinna (sailfin molly)
Lineage: Eukaryota; Metazoa; Chordata; Actinopteri; Cyprinodontiformes; Poeciliidae
Product: galaxin-like
Exons: 9
Coding region: 872-1606 (244 amino acids)
Source: RefSeq, a predicted model, not a curated record